AUGUACAUAUUCUACGUUUGACAUGUUGUACGCAAGCAUAAUAUUUGAAAUGGCGAAUAACUUGGGCAAAUUUCCCCAUAUCGCAAUAUUAAUAAUAAUAACCAUUUUCACCUUAGUUUCUGGAAAUAUUAACCUUGUCGACCAAGAAGUAACUUGGAUUCUUAAUUUGCAACGACCAUCAGGGUGCAUACCACAAAAUGUUCGAAAUCCCCAGCAAAUUGUGAACAUUUUACCAUACGUUACGAACUUGGCACUAAAAAAUGUGCUACGAGUAAACACCUCUGGCCCAACUUUGGCCAAGGUUAAAAAGUACCUUGAAUGGUAUAUCGCCAAUCUGAAUGCGGACGGGACCAUUUAUGACCAUCACCUUGACACGAGCGACACCGUGGUUUCAAAUUUGACUGCAGAUUCAACCGACUCGUACGCCGCCACGUAUCUCUCCCUUGUGAAAAGCUAUUUGGACGCCAGUGGGGACAGGGGCUGGGUGUCAGGACAGUUGCAACAACUAAAAAAAAUAGCCAAUGCAAUCUGGAUUACGUAUAAUGAGACUCUCCGUCUUACUUAUGCGAAACCAAAUUACAAAGAGUAUUACCUCAUGGACAAUGUAGAAGUGUGGAAAGGCCUGGAAGACUACGGGAUUAUGUUGGCUGACUUGGAUAACCCCGAUUCGGAACAUUACCAUUAUAGGGCUGAGCUCAUAAGGAAUGGCAUUUACUACAACUUGUGGAAUGCAAAACGAAAUGAAUACCAAGCUGCAUAUUACAAAGAUGCAAAACCUAUCUACUGGAACCAAUUUUAUGCGAAUACAACAUCGAACAUGUGGCCCAUGGUGUUUAAACUGCCAGAUGCAAUGUUGGGGGAUAAACGAGCCGCUGUCUACAAUAAAUUUAAAGCAAAUUGGUUAAGUCGCUGGACAACUCUUAAAGCGGACGAUUUUCCAUGGGUAGCAUUGUGGGAAAUUGUUAAGCUUAACGAGUCGCGGGACGAAUCGUCAAAGAUUUUGAAUGACUUUAAAAGAAAUGUUUUCGCCAAUUAUUAUCCAAAUCGGCAGCACACAUGGCAUAUCGGGGAGAGUGCUUCAUUUGCAGUUCUAUUGGCUGAGCAGUUUUAAAAUGUCAUGUAAAUUCAAACCAAAUUAACCACUUCACCCCUGAGAGACGAAUAUUUUCAUACCUUUCACCCCUAGUAACGGCGAAUUUUAUCUUCCCUUGACCCCGAAAUUUUCACCUACUGCAUGACGUUAAUUACUGGGAGAUGAAUUG
This is a messenger RNA of Folsomia candida, 1262 nucleotides long. RefSeq lists its product as uncharacterized. The transcript has 4 exons. Lineage: Eukaryota; Metazoa; Arthropoda; Collembola; Entomobryomorpha; Isotomidae. The record is from RefSeq and is a predicted model, not a curated record. Bases 23 to 1111 code for a protein of 362 amino acids. Gene Ontology annotation, biological process: carbohydrate metabolic process.